UACAACAGCAACCUUCGGGGGUACUGACUUAAGAUCCUCUGCUGGGUGUGUGCGCCAAUCAUUCCACUGGCACUGUGCCAAGCACAUUCCUUAUAGGGAAACUGUACCUGGUUAGCCCACCGUACCAAUCACAGCACUCACUUUUCCCAGUCACUCUGUAAGCACUCUGUAAUUUAAUUAAUUAGUUCUAGAAAGGCCUAAAGUUAUGCUAAGAGUCUGAGCAUAACUCAGUUUGCCUGCUACAGGGGCCAAACCAGUCCCCAGCAAUGGGGCAAGCAUGCCAGUACCAGCAGUCUUUGUAUUGUUAUUCCUAACAGCAUGGGGCCCACUGAAGAUAAAACACAGAGAGAGAUCAAGAAAGCAGUGAACACUGGGCCACUAACAUUAUUCAUUUUGGAAAGAGAAGAGAAAAGCCUUUAUUGAACGUAAACUUGCACAAUUUUUUUGUAAGUAUUUAAUUAAAAAACAAACAAACACCAAAGCAGCAAUUCUGCUACAUAUUUAACUACCUGAACUAAUCUACAUAUCCUGAGGAAAACAAUCAGAUGACUCAGACAUUGUCACAUGACCAGAGAAUUUUAACCCAGAGAGGAGUGGUCUCCUUUGCCUGAACUUUUUUUUAUUUUCAGAAGUUCAAGAGUGUAUAUUCUAGGCCUGAUAGAGCUUAAGGGACCCCAAGGCACUUCUGGGUGCCACAACACCCUGAUUGAGAAUCACUGAUUCGGCACAUCAAGCAAAACAGGAACCUGUUGCAUCCUUUGUUUUGUAAAGGACUGGAAAAAUUCCAAGAAGAUGUCAGAAAGCCAUUCCCUGCUGACUACUCUUAAAAGAAGCCGGAUGACCUCUCCCAGCAACAAUAUCAAAUAUUCCUGUUUUAAAGACUCCUACUCCACUUCCAUCUUUCAAGACAGUGGAUACAAUGAAUCAUUAAAAGACCCUUGCUUAGAUCAUCCUGAUGUAGAACAUAAAGAAGCGUUUUCGUUGCUACAAGAAUGUUCUGAGUAUUCACACCCUAGUUUAGUGAUUCCUGUAUUGUCUUCCACUGAAAUUGAAAAGAACUCUACAUUCUUAUCAGAAAGAAGAAAAGCAAAUCUUAGUGUAGAUUUUUUUGAAACUCCUAAAGCAAGUAAAAAAGACCCAUCACUGUGCAGGAGACUGCUUCUGUCUAAAACUGCUUCAGAUAAUACUUUAGGGUGCUUUGAAAGACAAGCCAAUUCUUCAUGGAAUAGCAGGAAAAAAACUUUAUCUCAUAGUCUCUCUUUUGAAGAUGGGCUUGCAAAAAGUGUUUCAGAUUCUCCAAGAGAUAAAAAUUAUAAACCUCUAGCUACUAGCACCUUAAAAACUGAGGAGUCUAGCCCUAGUUGUCAAAAAUGGAGACUUGCUUUUUCACAGCAAAGGACUUCUACUGUAGAUGAUUCCAAAUGUAAAAACAGCUUGGUGCCAGAACCUGAAUGUCUAUCGCCAAUUCAAUGUAAUGCUUCUAAAGAGACUACUGUUGGAAAGACUCCUAAUGAAUUAAUUGAUAGUGCCCUCACAAGCAGUAGUAAUGAAAGUACUUCUAUGCAGUUGCUUAAAACACCUACUUGUAUGUUGUCUUGGGUAAAUGAGAAUAAAUUUUUGACCCCAGUCAACAACCUCCUAGCCAAUUUUAAGCUUAAUUUAUCUGAUAUACCUACUCCCCCUGUUAAAGUGGUAAGUGACCUGGACCUUUCAACACCUGAAGAUAGUGGGUACAAUUCACUUAGCUUGGAUAAAACGGAAGAUUCCUUGUCUCAUCAAGAGGGAUCUUUCCAAGAACUCUUUCAAAAUCAUAAAGAAACUCCCAAAAUUCUUGAUAUUAACAGAAAGCUAAGAAAACUAGACCAAUUCAGAAGACUAUCCACCCUUCAGGAAAGGGGCUCACACUCUGAGACGGAGGAAGACAAUGAUAUCACUCUAAAUAAUUCAGAAUAUGAAUUAAAAAUAAGAGAAACUGUCAACAAAGAAAGUGGCUUGGUUUUUGAUGAAGAGAACAGUGGAAAUUUGUUUGUAAAACUUGGGGAUUUAUCAAGAACCCCAGCUUUACAAGUAAUCCAGGAAAUCUGCAUUCAAAGACAAAAGAGAAGUUCACAGCAAAAUGAAUGUUUGGAAAAUGCUUAUGGGGCUGAAAUGUCUGUAUUGGACUAUAUUCUUGCUGGACUUAUAGGCAAGAAAAUGGGCCUUGAAAAAUUAGAUAUUUUAACAGAAUUAAAAUACAGAGAUUUGAAGCAUGUUCUUGCAAUAGUUUUAGAGGCUUUGACUGUGGAGAACCUGUGCAGCAUUUGGAAAGUAAGCAAAAACUGGCGUGAAAUUGUUGUUCAAGAUAAAAAUGCAUAUCAGAGGAGAAAAUUGUACAUAAAACAACAGAAGGCAGAAGCUGGGGGAUGCCUCUUGAAUGUUGAAGAUGCUGCGACAAGAUUUAAUAUUCUAAGCAGAUCUGCUCUAAGACCUGUACAAGCUCAAGCCAAAACUGCUUUAUUUCAAACCCCACCUUGUUGCAUCGAGCCGGUGAUAGCUACAAGAUGCAGUUCUGUUUCAUCGUCAACUAGUAAACAGGAAGAAUAUUUUAAGGUUGCCAGAAGUCUUUUUACCGAUGAAGCUUUAAAACCCUGUCCAAGAUGUCAGCACCCUGCUAAAUAUCAGCCUUUAAAGAAACGGGGACUAUGUAGCCGAGAGACCUGUGCAUUUGACUUUUGUAUAGUAUGUUUAUGUGCCUUUCAUGGAUCAAAAGAAUGCUGUAAAACAUCUGCAAAGUGGCAAAAUAAAAAAGAUGCUCUGCCAGGAAGUGCCCAAAGCAAGAGAAAUUUAAAACGACUCUAAAUUUUCCUUUCCUCAUCAAUUCCUAAUCUUGUAUAUAUUUUUAUUAAUUGCACAUAGUUUAGAAGUAUUAUUCAAUGUCAUUUUGCCCAUUAAUCAAGCUGCUGAUUUCUCAUGUAUAUAUCUUAAUCUAACUUAGUGUGGUUUUUGACAAAUUUUUGAAAAAAAGUGAGAAUUUUUAACUGUUUUAUGUCUUGUUUUACCUGUGAUGUAGCCAGACACUUCCAACAGCUUAAUUUUCCAAUAAAGUACUUUCAAUAUAGUCUUCAAUAAUUUAACUCACAAUAUCACUUUAAUAUUUAAAAUUGUA
Alligator mississippiensis (American alligator) is the source of this 3145-nucleotide messenger RNA. It is a transcript of the gene FBXO43, whose product is annotated as F-box protein 43. The record is from RefSeq and is a predicted model, not a curated record. NCBI's taxonomy places the organism in Eukaryota, Metazoa, Chordata, Crocodylia, Alligatoridae. Gene Ontology annotation, biological process: regulation of mitotic nuclear division; negative regulation of meiotic nuclear division. The transcript has 6 exons. Gene Ontology annotation, cellular component: nucleus. Bases 793 to 2838 code for a protein of 681 amino acids.